Blepharisma stoltei is the source of this 1577-nucleotide messenger RNA. Lineage: Eukaryota; Ciliophora; Heterotrichea; Heterotrichida; Blepharismidae. The record is from the annotation of a GenBank genome assembly.
AUGGAACCAAAAUUCGGAUUUGCACAGAAUCUCACUCGUUCAUCAUUUUCUUUCGGAGAAUCAAACAGCCAAUCUUCCCUUUUCAAUCCUAAUAACUCCUCUAACACUCCUAGCAAUGAAAUUUCUUCUUCCUCUUCUCACAUUAAACUUGCAAGGAAGCAUGCUGAACCAAUAGAAAAACCUUCAAUUUUAGAAGCCAUCGACAAAAUAAACUCUGAUGACGCUAUGCUUCAACGGGAAGGCUUAAAAGUCCUCAAAAAAGGGGUUUCUAGAGAAGAUAGUUCGCCUUUAAUUAUAUAUGAAAUUAUAAGUUCAGAUAUAUGUGAACGUAUCCUUGAUUUAGCUCAAACAAAAACUGACAAUAAAUUUUUAUUGGAAGCUCUCUGGCUAUUUUCAAAUAUUUUAUCGAAAAGCUCUAGAGAAGCAUCCUAUUUGGUGCAGCUAGAUGUAAUACCAUUUUUAUUUUCAAUUUUGUGUAAAAACAAUAAUGAUUUUAGUGAGCCAGUUAUGAUGGCGUUUGGUAACAUUGCAGCAGAUAAUAGCGAGUGAAGAGAAUUAGUAAUCAAUGAUGAUAAUUUUAGCUGUAUUGCUGAUUUGUGUAAUAAUGCAGAUUUUAGUAAUGAGAGCUUUAUAAAUAUUUAUGCAUGAUCUGUGUCUAAUAUACUCCGAGAAUGUUCAGAACAAAACCCAGAAAAACUGAUUCCUUUUUCACCAUUUUUAUAUAGAGUCGUUGUUGAAGCGCAAGCAAAAGAUACACUUACAGAAGCUACUUUGGGGUGCUCUUAUCUUUCAGAAUUAGAAGAAAAUUUAGAGAUUUUUAAAAAAGAACUAUUUAUAGAAAAAAUAAUCAGACAAUUAUCUAGCCGAAAAGGGCUUUUAUUGACAGCUUCCUUAAAAAUUAUUCGAAAUAUUGUAUUUGAAAUGGAUAAUUCUUUCGAGAUAUUAUCUAAAUAUGGAUUUUUUGAGAAAAUUGAAGGUCUGCUAGAUCAUAAAAGCAGAAAUUUAAGAUGAGAAGUUUGCUGGACGCUAUUAAAUCUUGUUGCAGAAUCUACAGCAGCAAUCGAUAAAUUACUGGAAAAUAAAAUAUAGCCUAAAAAUAUAUAUAAGCAUCUAAUAUAAUAAGAUUGACCUUAUAAAUUCACAUUAAUGCAGAUUUAUAUAUUUGAAAAAUUAUUAACCAUUAUAAAAACAGAUAGCAGAGAUGUUCAGACACAAGCAUUAGAAAUAAUAAAGAUAUCAGUAACUGUUUGUGAAGAAAACCAAAUAAUAAAGUUAGCAGAAAUAGGGAUAAUAAAAGAAUUGAUUAGUAGCCUUAAAUGCAAGAAAUGGAGGCCUAUUAUUUUUGAAGCAUUGAGCGCAGUGAUAGAAAAAGUUCCAUAUAUUAUAUAGGAUAUUGGGAUUAAAAGGAGGAAUUUUUUGUAAAAUUAAAUGGCUGAUAUUUAUGAAUGGAAGGUAUAAAUGACGAAGAGAAUGAUAUAAUAAUUCAAAGCAUUGAUGAUUCGACUGGGGAUAGUGAUGCUAUUGAGCCUGCAACAAGCUUAAGAGAAGUUUUACAGAAUAAUAGAAAUAGUAGCUAA